CGUCAUCGGAAAGCGCCGGUGGUGGGUUUGUGUAUCGGCUGCUGGGCGAACAGCUGCUCCGCCUGUGUUUGGCUGUUGUUUUGCCGCCCAUGUGCUGCUAUCACGAGCUCUGGAGGCGAUGCUCUGCCUGGAUGAUGCUUCUCACUGUCAAACAGCUGCUCGGGGAGAUGUAGCUCGCCAGCCCGCCCCAGGUGCUUUGAAAACUCGGUGUGCAGAUGUUUUCAGUUGCACAGCCGCAUACAUGAAGAUGAUUGAAAGGGAUUAAAGUGGCUGCAGCUUGCCAGAGGACUCACUGCUCCAGUCAUACACUACAUGACUGAACCUCCCUCUGAGCUGCAGCCAUGACUUGAUUCACAUGAAGAAAAGUUUUAAAAAACAUUAACAGAUACUUCGCUCAUCAUAAGCAGUCACGGCCCAUAACAGUUAGAUGCUGUACACUGUAGAGCCAUGUCUCCAGCAGCAGGCUCAGUUAGACCUUGAACUUGUGUCGAUGGGGAGGCAGCUGUCCCAAUCAGGAUUGGCCCACCAGUCAGUUCUGCUGUAAAUCAGGUCUGACCCAUGACUGAGUACUACGAGGAGGGGGGGCUGCUGUACGAGCAAUCACCUCCCAUGCACAUCAAAGUGGAGUCUCCAGAGGGACCCUUUGGAGGGGGAGGCUCAGAAAACGGCUUCCCCAGGGAGGAUGACGACUCGGAGGGCAGCUGUGACCAGAGCACUGGAUUACCUGGGGGGCUCCCGUUCAACGUGGUAGUGGUGCAUCCGAACAUCAUGGCACCUGGCAUGUCCUCAGACGACCUCUUAUCCAUCGAGCAAAACAGGGCUAUGUCCGCUGCACUGGCUGCUGGUGGCUCUGGGAAAAGAAAGAGUCGUUUCAGUGGAGCGGAGCUGGAAGUGUUGGUUUCAGAAGUCACUCGGUGUGAGGGAGAGCUCUUUGGUCCUGCGGGGCGCCUCCGGCGGCGGGAGCGAGAGCGCAUCUGGGCAGGAAUCCUGGAGAGAGUCAAUGCUGUAUCCAGAGUCCCGCGUACUCUCCGUGAGGUGAAGAAGCGCUGGGAUGACUUAAAGAGGCGGAAUGGUGGCAGGCUGGCAGAUGCCAGGCACCGAACCUGUUACUUGCCAUCCAGCAGAGAGGCCUCAAUGCUUGGACGUCCUUCGCAGCAAAGCUCCAGACUUCAGCAAGCCAGACAAAAGCAAAACACCCGACCAAAGCCCAGUUUCCCAUGUUUCCCUGACUCGGAUACAGGUGUAGGUAUGGAAGGAUCAGAGAGAGAUGGUUUAGAAAAAGACGAGGAAAAUCAAGAACGUGAGAGAGACAUCGGAGAGCCUGAAUGUGAAGCAGUAGAGCACAGCAUGGAGGACAAAUUGGGAUUAGGACUGGGUCUAGGCAUUGGGCCACCCCCUCCAUCCGAACGAUGGCUGCCUCCGUCCCCGCUCUACAGUGCUCCUUUCCUCAAUGGCAGCCCUCAACCCAGUAGUCCUCAGCCAUCGCUUGGAGCCCAGCAGGGUCCUCUUGAAGCCCCUCCACGCACCUCCUGGCUGGAAGAUGAGCUGCGAGGAUUAGGGGAAGCAGCAAUGCAACUGGGAAAUAGGGUUGAAAAGAGUCUGCAGGAUUUUGGGGAAGGUUUCAGAGAGGACAUGAGAACACUUGUUGCUUCACAAGAGGCAUUAACAGUCAGUCUACAGCAAAACAAUGUCCUCUUACAAAGGCUGCUAGGAGUGCUUGAGGCCCAGCAACAACCACAGCAACAUCGGGUACAACAAGUGCAUCAAUCACAAACAUCGCAACAGCACUUACAGGCACAGCCAGCUCUUCAGCAGCUGGAACCUAUAGAACCACAACAGCAGCAGCGUGUUGAAACACCACAGCAGUCACAUGUACAGCCACAGCCACAAACACAAAUACAGCAGCAACCGCAGGUCACCCAGCAUCCAAAUAGUCAGUCAGCGUUAGUGGUGGCACCUGCUCCAUCGUCCCCUGACAUACGUGGCACUUUUCCUUCUGAUCCACCCACAAACGCAAGUGUGCAGAGGCCGCGGCGAGGGAGAGCAGUCGAUCACAGACGCAGAAGACGACGUUGAGAGCAAAGUACUUAAUAAUUCAAAGUGCACAUUAAGCUUAUUUGGAAUUUCAAAAUGUGGCAAGAAGGUAUGCUCUUUUUCUACUGACAGUAUUUCUGUAAAAAUGAACUGAGUUGUUUGGAGUUUUACUGCCUGCUCCAAACCAGUGAUUCAUCUUGCACUUACGUUUGUCUAUGAAGGACUUAGACAGAAAAUGAAUUUACAUACAAGAUAAUGGUAUGGCCUUAACAUUAUCUUGGUUCCUCUUACAUAUGAACAUGUGCUGAAAGACUUCUGUGGAGUGACAGCCUCACUCAUGACUUUCAAUAUUCUGACAACAAAAUAUAAUGUAGGUGCUGUUUAAUAUGCAUGUCCCUGUACAUGAUUUGCAGAAGUGCUGCAAAGCUCAUGAUGCUCUUACUGGUUCAGUACUGUCUCAACUCUCCUGAUACACUAACUGCAUUGUCAUAAAGUACUUGUAAUCUGCAGUUGUUACCAUAUAUUGUAGUUAUACAGCUGUUGUAAUGACCUGAUAAUGUAUGCUUGUGCUUUUUUAACAGUUUCAUGAUACAUACUUUUCCAGCUUUGGUUGGAUAAUAAAGUUAGAAUGUGUUCUGUUCAGUGCGUUUUGAGACACAAAUGCUACAUAAAAAAUGACAGAUUGGCUGAUAAGAAAAACAAAACCCAUCAGACGUCAAACCUUCCAGUAGGCUUAAGACUAACCUUCAUAUGUUUCUAGUGGACUUUAAAAGCAUACACAUGUAUGUAGGGGCUAUUUAUUAUUAUAACCUUGCAUGCAGUAUGAUGGAUGUGUUUCUAGAUUGUUGCUAACAAUAUAUGGCCAUCUACAUAGUUUUGCACAAGCUAUAUUUUGUAGAUAGCAAAUGUUCUGAUGAAAUGUAACUCAAAUUUAAUAAAAGUCAGAAACUGACUGCAAAUAAAUCAA
Pleuronectes platessa (European plaice) is the source of this 3001-nucleotide messenger RNA. Its product is annotated as PAX-interacting protein 1. NCBI's taxonomy places the organism in Eukaryota, Metazoa, Chordata, Actinopteri, Pleuronectiformes, Pleuronectidae. The transcript has 4 exons. The coding region runs from base 559 to 2076 and encodes 505 amino acids. The record is from RefSeq and is a predicted model, not a curated record. Gene Ontology annotation, cellular component: nucleus.